UCAAAAGUUCAACUCAUGAGAAAAUUGAUAGGCACAUUAACUUGUAAAAUAACUUUUGUAGGACUCCUGUUUAGAUGAAGUUAUUCACUUUUGUAGUCAUUCCACCUCGUUGAGCUAAACUCGUCGGAAUAAAUAAAUAAAUAAAUAGAAGAAAAAUAUGGUCCUAAAAUUACUCAUUGUUGUUAUAUCUUGAAAUAUACCCUUCCUUACAAGUAUAGAUCCACUUAUGAAGGAUAGUUUGGUCUGUUUUUUUUUUUUUGAAAAUAAAAUAUAAACCCAUUAAUAUAAUCAGUCUCCCCAAAUGUCAAAGCGGGUCAUAUUCUUUGCACAUGAAGAAUAAUGCCAUGUAUCAUAUGGCUCAAAGUAGUAGUACCAUGUGAAGUUGUGUGCUAUGAUCUAACCAAAAUAUGCCAUUACAAAAUCAUUAAAAAUUUCAUCUUAUCUUCAAGUGGCAGCAACCGACACAUUGACAAAUCUGAAAACAAAAAAAUAAAAAUAAAAGAACAUUGUGAGUGUGGAUUUCGAUUUAUUCACGGCCCUUCUGAUGGGGAAAGCAUGUGGGUGCAGGAGGUAAGAGUUUAGAGAACAUGGGAAUAAUUGAAUGAGGCUCAGAAAUCUUCAGGUCCCAAUAUACAAUUCAAUUAAAUAAAACAUAUAAGCUCUCUCUACUUGCAGAGUUCACAUGUAAAAUUUUUAGCAUUUUUGAAUCUGGUCCCUUAUUUAUAGAGGAAGUUUUUGUGCUUGGAAAUGUCAAUAGCCAUUGAUAAAACUCCCAACUCUUUCCUCCAUUUGUCUCGGUUUGUUCUCCUUCACUGGGCUAGCAUAAGAUGGCGAAAAUAAUUUCUGUAUUAGCAAUCUUUUCUGGACUCUGCUAUUUUUCCAUCCAUGCCAAUGCAUUUUCACCUUCCGGGUGGACUAAAGCUCAUGCUACCUUUUAUGGUGGCAGUGAUGCUUCAGGAACUAUGGGAGGAGCUUGUGGUUAUGGGAACUUGUUUUCUACCGGGUAUGGAACCAGGACUGCAGCCUUAAGUACUGCAUUGUUCAACGAUGGAGCUUCCUGUGGGCAAUGUUAUAAGAUCAUAUGUGAUUAUAAUGUUGACUCUAAGUGGUGUAAGAAGGGAUUGUCUGUGACAGUCACUGCAACCAACUUCUGCCCUCCAAACUAUGAUCUUCCAAGCAACAAUGGAGGCUGGUGCAACCCUCCUCUCCAGCAUUUUGAUAUGGCUCAACCUGCCUGGGAAAAGAUUGGCAUUUACAAGGGAGGGAUUGUGCCUGUGUUGUUCCAAAGGGUUCCCUGCAAGAAGCAUGGCGGUGUUAGAUUCACAAUCAAUGGAAGGGACUAUUUUGAGCUGGUUUUGAUCAGUAAUGUGGCAGGAGCUGGAUCUAUUCAAUCUGUGUCCAUUAAAGGCUCGAAAACUAACUGGAUGGCAAUGUCAAGAAACUGGGGAUCUAAUUGGCAAUCGAAUGUCUAUCUCAAUGGCCAGCCUCUGUCCUUCAAAGUCACCACUACAGAUGGAGAAACCAGACUGUUCCAAAACAUUGUGUCUUCCAACUGGGCUUUUGGCCAAACCUUCUCCAGCAAUGUACAGUUCUAAGAUGAAAAACAGCUUCAGGGUUUGAGGGUUUUGGGGUUUGGAAGCCCAUAGGCAGAGGCGUGCUUACCAAUUUACUGAAGCAGCCCGCCACUCUUUUUUUGGGUCGUUGAGGUGGUUAGGACAUAACAGUUCUGGUCGGUGGCUGAGAUGGGGAGCAAACUCAAGAACUCGAAGCUACUACUUGUUUGCAUUUUUUAACAAAGACAAGGCAUUAUGCUUGAUCCAUCCUCACAGCUUUCUGUGGGGGGCUGUGUCGAUUUUGCAUUAUUUGUUGUGGGACACCAAUAAGAAGCGCAGUGAAAAUGCCUUCAGCCUGUAGAAAAUUUUAAAUUUACGCAAUAUAUAUAUAUAUAUAUAUAUAUGCUUGUAAUAUUAAUCUUAUUGUGACAGUUUCAUUAAUGGGGA
This is a messenger RNA of Juglans microcarpa x Juglans regia, 2000 nucleotides long. RefSeq names its product expansin-A11. The coding region runs from base 828 to 1595 and encodes 255 amino acids. The record is from RefSeq and is a predicted model, not a curated record. NCBI's taxonomy places the organism in Eukaryota, Viridiplantae, Streptophyta, Magnoliopsida, Fagales, Juglandaceae. Gene Ontology annotation, biological process: plant-type cell wall organization. The transcript has 3 exons. Gene Ontology annotation, cellular component: extracellular region.